AUGAGCAGUACUAAUCAAACAUUUUUGCCUGCGUCUGCAAAAGAAAAUGACGUCCUGUCUGACAAAGGGGCAGCACAACCCAGGAAAAAGGAAGAGGAAAACCUUACCGGAAAUUUAGUAGAAACUGAAAUGAACAUUCCUUCAAAGAAAUGUGGGGUCUUGAGCUGGUCACAAGGUGGUGGUAGAGAUAUUGAAAAUGUCACUUGUGUUCUUGACCUCUCCAAGUGUCCUUUCAUUCAGGGUAAAAUAUUGUUUGCUCAGUGCAAAGACGCUGGCUUUUCAUUUAUCCAUGAUGUCAGCAGUCAUUGGGCCAGCCUCUCCACUGGGAACUGCAUCCCCACUCCCCACCCCGCUGUCAAGGAGAAGGCUUUGCGUGCCCUGGAUAACUUGAACGCGAGGGCUGAAAAUCAGAGCCAGAUUAAGAUGUACAUCAGUGAAGUGUGUCGGGAGACUGUGUCACAUUGCUGCAACUCAUUUCUGCAUCAGGCCGGAUUAAAUUUGCUAAUGAGCAUGACAGUUAUUAAUAACAUGCUUGCCAAGUCCGUUGCAGACUUGGAGUUUCCUUUGACACCAGAGGGAAGAGGAUGUGCUGAGGUUCAGGGUUUGAAACCGUUGACGGGUUUGUCUGAAAAGCCAGUCUUGGCAGGGGAAUUGCUGGGUGCCCAAAUGCUGCUGUCAUUCAUGUCCCUCUUUAUCAGGAAUGGAAACAGACAGGUUCUGCCGGGCACCAUGGCCUCUUAAGUGGCCAUCCUGAACGCACUGGAACUGAACCCGCCCAAAAGCCAUUUGGUGAAUACAUGCCCACUUGUGCUCCCACUCAAAGACUCUGCAGUCUCAAAGAUCCAGCCUCAGCCAAUCGCCCCACCCUGGCGUGAAAGUCACACUUGCUAAGUGGAGGAGCACACUCUGUUUGGCCAGGCAGGGGCUCAAAGAGCUUUGAGUAGCUUCUUGGCGGUGCAGUCCGCAGGCAGUGCGCAUUGACAACUACUCCCUUACAGCAGCCUUCUUCUUGUGGUAAAAGGGGUCAUUUCAGCUGCCAGCUGCGGAUACAGAGCAUCAUAUUAUAGCAUCACGAGGGAUGCCUUUCCUGUGCUGGCCUCCCUGUCUAAGCUGGACCGUUUCGUGGAGACCAGCUACAUACCCGAGUUUGUGCUGAACAUGCAUUUGUUGCGGUUUAGGUUGAAUUCUCUUUCAUCUACUCUUUCCUCCAUGUGAGCUGAUGGACGGCAAGCCUAUUCUUCAAAAGAGUACACUCCCUUUCUAUGUGCUGCACUGACUUGACCUCAUCCACCCAUGCCUACAUGUGUAUGUAUCAUCAAUAAAGUCGUGUGCUUUGAUGGGCAAAAACGGGGCAUGGAACGUGUCCUUGAACUUACAGUCUGCAUGAAGAGAAAGACACAGAAACAUGGUCAGCGCUAACUAACUGGGGCAUCUGCUGCCUGACAGAUGCACGCUGAUCAGUGCUCACAGGAGGCAGAGGUAGAGGUGGGCUGCAGUGU
Molecule: messenger RNA, 1499 nt
Organism: Manis javanica (Malayan pangolin)
Lineage: Eukaryota; Metazoa; Chordata; Mammalia; Pholidota; Manidae
Product: protein ARMCX6-like
Cellular component (GO): mitochondrion
Source: RefSeq, a predicted model, not a curated record